Molecule: messenger RNA, 1579 nt
Organism: Hippoglossus stenolepis (Pacific halibut)
Lineage: Eukaryota; Metazoa; Chordata; Actinopteri; Pleuronectiformes; Pleuronectidae
Product: ladderlectin
Exons: 10
Coding region: 832-1314 (160 amino acids)
Molecular function (GO): signaling receptor activity
Source: RefSeq, a predicted model, not a curated record
CCCUGCGUUUCCCACCAGGAAACCCCUGCAGUCGGUCCCAGUGUUGUGUCCUCGUGCACAUGUUCCUGAGUUCUUCUUCUUCUUCUUCUUCAUGUGUGACCUUCACUACUGUUCCUGGAUGUGAUCGUCUUUCCUGGACCGACGACUCGUGUACGACAAACUGAACUGUGGUUCCUCAGCUCCUCCUGGAACUUCUCCAGCAGAGCGGCCAGCGACCUGUAGAUGGUCCCUGAUCCCAGGUCAGAGGUCACCGACACCCCGGACCAGUUCUUGGUGGGAGGAGGACUGGAGAGCACGUGGAACGUCUGGGAAAUUCAAAUGUCAAACUUCUCACCGACCUUGACGCAGUGGCUGGGGUCGUUUGACUGGGCGAGCUCGGCCAGGGCGCUGGCUCUCCUCCGCAGCUCCUGGACCUCCAGCUCCAGUUGUCUUACCAUGGCGUCGGCCUGGUGCUCGGCCGACCUCCGGCUCAUCUCCAUCACCUCCAUCAGCUCCGCCUGCGAGCGCUCGAUGGCCGACGCCAGGGCGGAGAAGAGGCAGACGCUGCCGGCCGUCUCUCGCUCCACCGCCAACUGGUGACCGAGUCUCACACGUCAGCGGCUCUGGCAGCGCUCGAGGAAACUUCUUCUUCAGUUCAUCAAAUAAAUAAUCAGAUUAAACCACACGCUCCCUGAACACGGCGUCCCUGAAGUGUCUGCAGUCCGAACCACAGUCUGAACACGAGACGAUGAGACGACUCGUUUCCUCUGUCUCCUCCCUCCUCCCUCUCUUCACGAGUAUUAGUAUUAGAAGGUGAUCAUCAUCUUCAGUAGCUGCAGCAUCAGCUCCACCAUGAAGGCUGUGUUUCUGCUUCUUUGUGCCGCGAUGGCUCUGACCGGAGUUGCUCCUUUCAGGGCCAUGCCGACAGCGUGUCCCAACGGUUGGACUUAUAUCAGCCGUCGCUGUUACUACUACAUUUCAGCUAAGCUGAACUGGGCUGAAGCUGAGAAAAAAUGCCUGACCAUGAAUGCAAACCUCGCGUCUGUGCACAGCAGCUCCGAGUAUAGCUCCAUUCAGGCAGUGAUCAAGAAGGCCUCCAAGGCGUCCGGAAGGACGUGGAUUGGAGGAACUGACUGCCAAAUGGAGGGAAUUUGGCUGUGGAGCGACGGCACUGCUUUUGACUAUACUCACUGUGCGAACUUUGACAACAAACAAUCGAAGCAGCACUGUCUUGUCAUGAACUACGGAGGCAACAAGUGCUGGGAUGACGAUAGAUGUUCCAGAGAAUUUCCGUCUGUCUGCGUCAAAGGAAGAUCUUACCCUGGGAUAGGAUGAAGCACACACAGACACACACACACACACACUGCUUUGUGUUUGCUUUUUGCCAUCUUGUUUUACUCCUUCACCUCUUUACAGUCGCUGCAACAAUUUGUAAAUUAGAGGAACUAGUCGACAUCAACAGGAGCUGCUGGGUUGUGUCUGUAGGUUUUGUGUCUUUAAUAAGAGGAAACUAAAUUGACGCUUCUAACUCGCCCUUAUACUGGCGAGGGAGCCGCUUUUCUUCAUAAACAAAUGCAAAUAAAAGCUUCAAGCAAUGAAA